GAAGGUGAUGGGUUCGAAUCCCUUCCUGGGCCUUUCUGUGUGUACUUUGCAUGUUCUCCCCAUGUCGCGAGAGUGGAGCGGGUAUGGUGCGCCGGUUCGGUGGAAAAAUGCGCUUUCGGGAGAACUCGCGUGUGCGCGCGCUGUCUGAGCGCAAAGCUUGGACCCGCCGUCUUUCUCAUUCAGUCUCGAGUCGUGCCAAGUCACCCGCCCUUACAAAAAUGAUAAGAGCAAAGCUGCCACAACUCUGCAAACACCGCGCUAAUGAUUAACCCGAUAAUACAUUUUUUUUGGAGGAGGUCUGAAUUGAACGUUAAUACUUCCUGAUCACUACACUCGGUACGUUCUCCUCACCGAAGGGGUCAUUUUAUGGGGGAUAACAAAAUGGAGACUCUGGGAAAAGACACCGCGCAGGUGGAAUGCAAACAACCAGAUGACAACGAAGGUGGGAUUCGACGGCGGCUGCGGGACAGAGACCUGCUGAGGAAGAGGAGGGCGGAGGCGGAGGAAAAGGAAAUAUACCAGUGGGUUUAUGGGGUGCAGAGUAAGAGGCAGAGGGGCAGGCCGGAGGGGAAGACUGGUCCCGGCAGGAAAGGCCGGCCCAAGAAGAGCGAGACCGCAGUCGCGCCCCAGCCUGCCCAGGAGGGGGCGCCACAGGACGGCAGUGCUGAGGAGGAGGUGCAGCAGGGGGCCGUCCUGUCACAGACGGAGGAGCAGCUCCCUUGGGACCCCGCCCAAGAGGAGCAGCCGGUUAUCUCUGACCCCGACCAAGCCGAGCAGCCCGUUACUGCCAACAUCGCCGACGUAGCGGAGCAGCUCCCCACUGACACCGUGGAAGGGGCGGGGGAAAGCCUCCCUCCCCCAGCACUGCCGCCCACUCUGCCCCAGCCGCUAGGGCUACUGCUCCCCCCUCCGGCUCCUCCUGCUCCGGAACCCCGGCCCGAGGUCAUCCCGUUCCUGGCCCAGGAGCAAGCCCCGCCCGCGGAGACCACGAGCAUCCCGCCGAAAGAUGAGGUCACGAUCGAGGACCUGGGACCGGACGACGAAGAGGCUGAGCCUGAGCCGUACCCGGCCAGAGAGCUGGAGCCGGAGCGAGGUACGGAAGAGGAGCCGGGCGAUAACGUGAUGGACAGUACAGGAGUGUUCUCCAUCUCCACCCUGGUCUCCCCACCUCAGCCGAGUUACCUCCCCGGACCCUCCCUGUGAGGAGACCCUGUUAGCCCCCAAACAAAGAAGCCUUUCAGUCCGACCGAGAGGCCGCGCGCUUAGUUGAGCACUUAGCCGCUGCUCGCGUAGCAACCGCGCGUGUAGCCACGCUGGCACGCUCAACCUGGUAACCCCCAAGGAAAUAAUAUAGUAUUUUUAAUAAAUAUUUUUAAAAUACUUAACAAAAAAAAAGAAAAAAAAAGCUUUUCUAAAAAUGGUACGUUAGCUCAAUUUUUCAAUCGCGAAAAUCGUUUUUCUUACAAUUUAAUGCAGGUCUUCUUAACGGAACAAAAAUGAUCAUACAUUAUAUUGGUAUUCAGUCAUUGUUAACAUUCAGGAGAACGUCUUAUUGCACAAAACAUGUAUCAAACAUGUACCUGAUGUUUUUAUGAGUUACAGUGUGAUAAUACAUGUCUAUAGCUUAUAGUCUGAGGAAGAUAACUUGUGUUAUUACCUAACUGAAAUGGUUAGAAGCCAUUAUUGGUAGCUUGGACAUUGUAGUAAAAGUUGGUUCUGCAUACUUCUCAGCUUAGUGCAAGUGUAGGAACUUGUAACUACAGUACUUGCAAAAUAUACCAUAUUACACAAAAACGAAAAAUAUUAUUUUUGAUGGAAAAUCUUUUGUAAGUUUUAUUGGGGUGACACGCAGCCAUUCAUUAUUCAUUGUUAUAUUAAUAUAUUCAGCUAUUCAACCAUCUUUCAUUUUUGAUAAUGCAACAUGGAAACAGUCUGAUGUACUACAUGUAUAGUUGUGUGGUCUAUCGCCCUCUUCUGUCCAUAAGAAUAAAUACACAGAUAUGAAAUGCUUCAUGGCCUACAUCCAGACAUCACAAGCUUCUGGCAAUCACAUUUCCCUUUAAAUAUCUCAAUUGACACAUCCAUAAAAAUGACUGUUUAUUAGUAGUUUAUUUAUACCGUCUUAACAAUGUAACCCAGAUAUGUUUGUAUUAAAUGCUAAAGUGGAUAGAAGGAUAAAAGAUAAAAAGGAGAUCACUGUCUUUGUUUGGGAAAUAAAUAUGUACAGCCUAAAUAUUUUUUUAAAUGAAAUAUUACUUAAAUAAAUGCGACAUUAUAAAACAGA
Anguilla anguilla (European eel) is the source of this 2284-nucleotide messenger RNA. RefSeq names its product hemogen (gene hemgn). The coding region runs from base 367 to 1203 and encodes 278 amino acids. The record is from RefSeq and is a predicted model, not a curated record. NCBI's taxonomy places the organism in Eukaryota, Metazoa, Chordata, Actinopteri, Anguilliformes, Anguillidae. The transcript has 4 exons.